Molecule: messenger RNA, 2941 nt
Organism: Hevea brasiliensis (rubber tree)
Lineage: Eukaryota; Viridiplantae; Streptophyta; Magnoliopsida; Malpighiales; Euphorbiaceae
Product: G-type lectin S-receptor-like serine/threonine-protein kinase At1g11300
Exons: 7
Coding region: 126-2732 (868 amino acids)
Biological process (GO): protein phosphorylation; recognition of pollen
Molecular function (GO): protein serine/threonine kinase activity; ATP binding
Source: RefSeq, a predicted model, not a curated record
UGGAGUAUCUGGUUGACCCAUGAAUAUUCCAACUCAAAGUCUUCCCUUCUCUUCUGUGCAAAAUCUGGUUAACUACGAACAACAGAUUGAGAAGAGAAGUGAGCAUUUAAACCAAUUCUUUGUUGAUGGAAUCCUCCUUUCUGUUCGCAUUCUUUACUGCUUUCAUCUCUCUCUCAAUCUUUGAGUCCUCCAAGGCAAGUGAUUCUUUAUAUCCGAACCAAUCAAUUAGGCACCCACACACCAUAGUAUCUGCUGGCGGAACCUUUUCACUAGGCUUUUUUUCUCCAGGAAAAACCGAAAAUUAUUAUUUGGGAAUAUGGUAUACAAGGAUUCCUAUGAAUAAGUUUGUUUGGGUUGGAAAUAGAGACUACCCAUUUCAUAAUUCUGCUACUCUUUCCAUUAGUACUGAUGGAAACAUAAUGAUUACAGACGGAAAAAUGUCCUAUAAAGUGACAAAUAUUUCAGUUAGUGGCAACGCCUUUGCCAAGCUGCUAGAUUCAGGUAACUUGAUACUCAAAGGCCAAGUCCAAAAGGCAGGAAUUUAUUGGCAAAGCUUUGACUACCCCACUGAUACACUUCUGCCUGGAAUGAACCUUGGAGAUGAUUUUAGAUUUAAUCCGGAACACUUUUGGACAUUAGUAUCAUGGAGCAGCAUAGGAGACCCUACUCCAGGCAAUUUCUCUCUGGUGGCCGAUUUUUCUGGGUUACGUUCUUGUAAUCUAAUCAUCAAGCAGGGGAAUGAAACAUAUUGGAAAAGUCCAAUCCAAGGACUUACUUACAGUGGACAAGAAAGGAACUCGACCAUGACCAUGGAGCAACAGGAUCAUUAUACUGGGUAUGUGAGCAAUGGGUUUUGGUUUAGCGAGGUCAUCCCAAAAAAUGAGAGGCAUCGAAUUUCAACUUUCAAUCUGAGCCAAAAUAUCACAAGUGGAAAAGGGUAUGUGACUUUUUCUGCAAAUACAAAAGCAACAUCUCGGAUUGUGUUAGAUGUAUCUGGGCAGCUUAAACAACAGAUAUGGUCAGAACAUGACCGCCAAUGGAAUUCACUAGUUUCUUCUAAAUGUGGGUUUCAUUCAUGUGGACCUUUCAGCUUCUGCGAUGAAAGUGCCCAUACACCAUGCACUUGUUUGAAAGGUUUCAGGCCCUAUUCCCCUUAUGCCUGGAAAGAGGGCGACACUUAUCAAGGCUGUGUGAGGAAAGCCAGUUUGCAGUGCAACGACAGCAGAGUUCUUGAGAAAGAUGGGUUUUAUCACAUGCGUAAUUUCAUUUUGCCCAGUAAUCAAGUGAAGUUGCAUGUUAACAAUACUGAAGAUUGCAGAUCAGCUAGCUUAGGCAAUUGUUCUUGGAUUGCUUAUGCUUUGGACUAUGAUCAAGGGUGCUUGGUAUGGGAAAACGAAUUAUUUGACCUGAAGAUACCUUUAGAUGGCGAUACUAAUGGCAGAGACUUUUAUCUCAAGCUUGCAGCUUCUGAAUUGAGUACUAAAGACACUAGUUCAAGAAAUAAGAUCAAAAGGAAUGCAAGGAACAAGAGGCAACUAUGGACAAUUGUCAUACUGGGAACAUCUCUUGCAACGCUUACUUUAUGCUUGUUUAUUCAUCUAGCAAGGACAAAGCUGAUGAGGAAAGGGGGGGAUUUAUUGCAAUUUAAUUUAGAAAUGACCAUAAAAGAUGAUAAUAAGGAGUGCAGUGAAGAAAAUAGUCUUCGAAAUUUUAGUUACAAGGAAGUCAAAUUGCCAUUAUUCAGUUUUAGGAGUGUUGCUGCAGCGACACAGAAUUUUUCAGCUGCCAAUAAGCUUGGGGAGGGUGGAUUUGGUCCUGUUUACAAGGGGAAAUUGUUGAGAGGAGGAGAGGUAGCUGUGAAAAGGCUUUCAAGAAGAUCUGGACAAGGAUGGGAAGAGUUGAAAAACGAGGCACUCCUUAUAGCCAAGCUCCAACACAAGAAUCUUGUUAGACUUUUGGGAUGUUGCAUUGAACGAGAUGAAAAGAUUCUAAUAUACGAGUACAUGCCCAACAAAAGCUUGGAUUUCUUUCUCUUCGAUCCAGCCAAACGUACGAUGUUAGACUGGGAGACACGUGUAAGGAUCAUUGAAGGGGUUGCUCAAGGACUUCUGUAUCUACACCAGUAUUCCAGGUUACGAAUCAUUCAUCGAGAUUUGAAGGCUAGCAAUAUUUUGUUAGAUAAGGACAUGAACCCCAAAAUAUCAGAUUUCGGCAUGGCAAGAAUCUUUGGAGGAAAUGAGUUAGAAGCAAACACAAAAAGAAUUGUUGGAACCUAUGGUUAUAUGUCCCCUGAAUAUGCUCUGGAGGGCCUCUUCUCAAUCAAAUCAGAUGUAUUUAGCUUUGGAGUGUUACUGCUUGAGAUCGUGAGUGGCAGGAAGAACACUGGUCUUUAUCAAGCUGCUGCUCUCAACCUUCUUAGAUAUACAUGGCAAUUAUGGACAAGCGAAAGUGGAUUGAACUCGAUGGAUCCAGCAUUAGACAACGAUCCAUCUACAUCUACACCUGUGCUGUUGAGAUAUGUUCAAAUAGCUCUGCUUUGUGUUCAAGAAAGCGCAACAGAUAGACCCACCAUGUCUGAUGUUGUUUCAAUGCUCAACAAUGAAAGUGCCUUCCUGCCUUCUCCGAAACCACCUGCUUUUUCAAAUGUGAGAAGCGCCAUGGAAUCAAGGUCACCAAUGAGAAUUCCAGAGACUGUCAAUAACGUGACAAUUACAGUUUUGGAAGCUCGGUAAGUCAGAGAAAAAAGCACUUUAAUAGAAUAUUGGUGUAUCAAUUCGUCGAUUUACUACUUGAAUUAUGCCUUCAAACCACAGAUUAGGAUGCUGAUAUGUGGAGAAAAUUAGUCAAUAUAGCGGUUACAGUAAGUUAGUUGGCUUAUAUCAUCUGUUUUACAAAGCUAUUUAUGAUGUGCAUUAAUUUAUUAUUUUAUUUUAAAAGAUUA